Molecule: messenger RNA, 1905 nt
Organism: Diutina rugosa
Lineage: Eukaryota; Fungi; Ascomycota; Pichiomycetes; Serinales; Debaryomycetaceae
Exons: 1
Coding region: 1-1905 (634 amino acids)
Source: RefSeq, a predicted model, not a curated record
AUGUUUCGGUUAAUUCAAGCGCAGGCCGGGUUGCGGCCGGCGUUGCUCUCGAAAGUGAGGGGCCAGAACGUGCCCCGCUCCGGGGUGACCCUCCAGCAGGGCUCGUUCCGCUCGCUCAACGUCGCCAACCUCCCGCCGGUGCACGAACCCAAGCUGACGGUGGCGCCCCCGAGGUCCCUCGACCCCCGCCCCGAUAAGCUUGAUGCCCCUCGUAUGGACUGGGACACCAAGGCCAAGCUCAACCACUUCCAGGACUGUUUGCAGGAGGCGAUCGUGUUGCAGGACCGCCACAACCCGCGGGCAAAACGGCUGUCUCACGACGCCGCCAAGCGGUUCGAGGCGAUGCAGCGGGUGAUCGAGUUGUUCUUGGAGGACGGCGACUUGCGCCGGGUUCUUCUGAGCCGCAACGUGUUCAACGUGGUGCUGAUGAUGCGCUAUUUAAUCAAAGGUUCCCGCGACGCCCGGUUGCUGGGUUCCAAAAACCGCGAUAAGGACCAGCGGUCGCGGCUGGCUUAUGUCGACGAGGCCACGCUUUCGUUGUUGACUCAACAAAUCACCGAAGUGAUCAACCGCGGCGAGUGUAACGCGGUGCUCAACCCGGGCAUCGUCAAGAUGCUCAUCUCGUGUCUCCAGGAAAUGAACAUGGACCGCGAGCUUUUCGGCCUCUGGGAAUACAACAUCACCUUGCAAGACAUGGCGCCGAUAUACAUGUCGCAGAUCGUCCUCGCCACCGUGCUCCCCCUCGGCUACCUGCUGAACCGGUUCACCUACGAACAGGCGUGGCAGAUCUUCGAGUUGAACAAAGAUACCCCUGACCCUGGCAGCACUCCGCUGGCAUUCACCACCGACCCCCGUCUCCUCUCGCUGAUGGGGCAGAUCGCGGUGUCGGCGGGCGACUACCUGCGUGGGUUGGACUUGUUCGAGCUGUUGCUCCAAUCCUACGAAACCUCGUCCGACCACCAGUCGAAGCUGAUGGUGCUUAGAGCGUUGUGCACUUUGCACUUGGAGUUCAUCCGCAGUUGCAAGGACAUCAGCAUUGCCUCUCACUUCUUCGAUAAGGUGGUCAACAACGACUUGCCCUACCGCCCCCUCCUUAAGGUGGACUGUGUGGCGCUGUUGUUGACCAACAUUCUGGCUCAAAAUAACCUCGACUUGCUCAAACACGUGUGGAUGAAGACUAUUACCUACUACCAAAGCGAAGAGGCUAAGGUGCACAACGCCCAGGCCUUGUACCUGCGGUACUCGGUGGUCAACAACGCGUUCUUCAAGGCAUUCUUCGCCAUGUACCCUCAGCUUAACGACGAGUCACUGGCGGAGUUACGCGACAUUUUGUCGUUGUACCAAGAAAACCGGAAGUUGGACGAGUACAUGGUGAACAACGUCAUCUCUAACUACCUGUGGAACGACAAGCGGGUGUACGACCAGUUGGUGAUGAUGUACGACUCGUUCGGCAUUGACCGUACCCAGGUGCUGUACCGCAUUGCCCUCAAGAAGUUGGGGCUGAUCCCCGAGGCACUGUGUGCCGACAUCGUCGCUCUGUGGAACCAGUCACUCCGCCAGUUGGACGCUGACCGCAUCAAGUACAUCCCCGUGGCCGACUGGGCCGCGUUGAGAGACUCAACCAUUUUUGCCGCCGCCCCCACCCAGGAACGCACCGACCUUUACCUUGCCUUGCUCCAUGCCUACCGUAACUACCAACAAGACAACUCGGCAGUGAAACGGUUUAUCGGCAACUGGAUCAAGCUGCCGGAUUACUUCCCGUUGAUUGCCGGCGUCGUCGACGGGAAAGUUCCCCCGGUGCCGGUGGAGAAGAUCGCCCUCACCAACUUGAAGGAGAACGUCGACUUCAACAGUGUCGCCAACGAAAUCAUCAAAAGAAAAAAGUCCAAGGACCAAUCGAGAUGA